Messenger RNA from Paramisgurnus dabryanus, 3473 nucleotides. RefSeq names its product PDZ domain containing RING finger 3b (gene pdzrn3b). Gene Ontology annotation, biological process: protein ubiquitination; neuromuscular junction development. The record is from RefSeq and is a predicted model, not a curated record. Lineage: Eukaryota; Metazoa; Chordata; Actinopteri; Cypriniformes; Cobitidae. Gene Ontology annotation, molecular function: ubiquitin protein ligase activity; protein binding.
GAAGUGCUCGUACUCUAGUACGCAGUUGCUCCGAGCUCUUCUAAUGACUUAACCCUCUGUAUUACUCCGUGGGCGCCUGGUUCUUUGGAUUUUACUUUCACGACAAUGGGAUUCGAGUUGGAUCGUUUCAAGGGUGCCGUGGACCCGGACUUCAAAUGCAACUUGUGCAAUAAAGUUUUGGAGGAUCCGCUCACUACUCCGUGCGGUCACGUCUUCUGCGCCGGCUGCGUGCUGCCCUGGGUCGUGCAGCAGAGCAGCUGCCCCGUCAAAUGCCAAAGGAUCUCCACCAAAGAGCUCAACCACGUCCUCCCUCUCAAAAACUUAAUAUUAAAGUUAGACAUCAAAUGUGACAAUCACGCGCGUGGCUGCGAGAAGAUCGUGAAACUGCAGCAUCUGGCGGAGCACGCGGAGAUGUGCGAUUAUUCCCCUGCCAAAUGUAGGAAUAAAGGAUGCAACGAGGUGCUGAAUCUUAAAGAUAUGGAUGCUCACAUGCGCGAGUCGUGCGAUUACAGGGCUGUCGGUAUAUGCGAGAAUGGAUGCGGAUUGAUGCUCACGCACAAGGAGCAAAAGUUGAACGACCACUGCUGUUUGAAAGCGUUAAAGGUGCACAACGGUGCGUUGCACGGGAAAGUGGUGAGUUUGGAUAAGGAGCUGAAAAAACAAGCUCUCAAGUCGGGUAAAAGAGAGAAAUCGCUUUUGGCUCAGCUGUCGGCGGUUCAUAACGAGCUUCAGAUGACCGCGCUAAAGUAUCAGAAGAAAUUCACUGAAUACAGCGCCAGGAUUGACUCGCUGUCCAAGAGUCUUGCUCCACCGUGUAAGGGUGGAGAGACAAAAAGUUAUACUGCAAUACUCCAUCGGGAGUCUGGAUCUUUAGGCUUCAAUAUUGUUGGAGGAAGACCAUGUGUGGAUAAUAAAGAUGGCACUUCGAAUGAAGGAAUCUUUGUGUCGAAGAUUGUGGAGAAUGGGCCGGCAGACAAGGAAGGGGGAUUGCAGAUCCAUGACAGGAUAAUGGAGGUCAAUGGCAAGGAUCUAUCCAAGUCGACACAUGACCAGGCGGUGGAGGCCUUCCGUACAGCUAAAGAACCCAUCAUGGUACAGGUGCUACGUAGGGCACCCAGGCCCAAACCUGCAUGCCCAAAUGGGGAAGUGGUGGACAUCAGCACCCAGACAGAUAUCACCUUCCAACAUAUCAUGGCCCUCAGCAAGAUUCCCACCUCCUCCACCCCUGUGAAUGUCCUCGAGCAAUACCUGAUUCCUGAGGGGCACUCUGCUGGUCAUGAGUACUUCGACCCCAAUGAUUUCCUAGAGGGCAUGCAGCAUGAGAUAGAGAGAGAAGAACUGGAAUAUGAGGAAGUGGAUUUAUACAGAACUAAUGUCCAGGAUAAGUUGGGGUUAACCGUUUGCUACAGGACCGAUGAUGAGGAUGAAACGGGAAUCUAUGUCAGCGAGAUUGAUCCAAACAGCAUUGCUGCGAAAGAUGGACGAAUCCAAAAGGGCGAUCGAAUCAUCCAGAUAAAUGGCAUUGAGAUCCAGAAUCGCGAGGAGGCUGUAGCUCUUUUAACCAGUGAAGAACAUCCAAAUGUCUGUCUGCUGUUGGCUCGGCCGGAGAUACAGCUGGAUGAGGGAUGGAUGGAUGAUGACAGGAAUGAUUAUCUGGAUGACCUGCACAUGGAUAUGUUGGAGCAACAGCACCAUCAGGCUAUGCAGUUUACUGCAAGCAUGCUUCAGAAGAAGAAGCUUGAAGAGGAUGGAGGUACAACGGACACCGCCACACUUCUGUCCCACCAGCAUGAGAAAGACAGCGGACUUGGCCGCACAGAUGACAGCACCCGUAAUGAUGAAAGCUCUGAGCAGGAGAACCUAGCAGAUGACCAGACCAGCGCAUCCACCACAUUAGGCAGUCGACGUAGACUCAACUACAGUCAAGACACGCUGGGCAGCGGCGACUUGCCUUUCAGCAGCGAGUCCUUCAUCUCGGCCGACUACGCGGAUGCUGAUUUUCUGGGUGACUUUCAUGCAGAUGAAUGCGAGCGAUUUCGUGAGUUGCUGGAGCUUAAGUGCCAGGUGCAGAGCGCGGCCAGCGGCGGAAGCCCACAGCAGAGCCUUUUGUGGACUGGUGGGAGUGUGGCCGGUGGGCAGGGUGGCGAGGAAGGCGUAGACAAAGAGCUGGAGCUUUUAAACGAGGAGCUUCGUAGCAUCGAGCUAGAGUGCCUGAGCAUAGUCAGAGCGCAUCGUAUGCAACAGCUGCGCGAGCAGUGCCGCGAACAGUCCUGGAUGCUGCACAACAGCGGCUUCCGCAACUACAACACCAGUGUGGAUGCGAGACGCCACGAGCUGGCCGACAUCAGCGAACUCCCGGAGAAGUCAGACAAGGACAGCUCCAGCGCCUACAACACCGGCGAAAGUUGCCGCAGCACUCCGCUGACUCUAGAGCUCUCGCCCGACAACUCCCUGCGGCGUGGAAAUGAAAAUCAGGAAGCUGGAGCAAGUAGCGUUACUUCCAACAGAAUUUCGAAGCCUCUACUGUCACCGGUCCAAGAGGCGCACAGCCCCAGCAGGAGUAGUCGGCAAACUCCUUCGAAAGAGUUGGAUGUUUCCACCCAGCCUGAAACCAGGGAACGCAAACGCAAUUCACCCUACAAGCACGCCCACAUCCCAGCGCACGCCCAGCACUACCAGAGCUACAUGCAGCUGAUCCAGCAAAAGUCAGUCGAGUACGCACAAAGUCAGAUGAGUUUAGUCAGCAUGUGCCGGGAUCCUGUCGCUUCUGCCGACUUGGAACCCAAGAUGGAAUGGAAAGUGAAGAUCCGCAGCGACGGGACUCGCUACAUAACCAAGCGCCCCGUCCGGGACAAGCUCCUGAAAGAACGUGCACUGCGUAUCAGGGAGGAACGCAGCGGAAUGACAACGGACGACGAUGCCGCCAGCGAGCUGAAGAUGGGUCGCUACUGGAGCAAGGAGGAACGCAAGCAGCAUGCCGUCCGUGCCAAAGAGCAGCGCCAGCGGAGGGAAUUUAUGAAGCAGAGCCGAAUGGACUGUCUUAAGGAGCAAGGAGGAAUAACAGAAGAUAAGAAGGAAGUCAACAUCAUUGAUUUGAGUCACAAAAAGAUGAUGAAGAAGCGCAACAAAAAAAUCUUCGACAACUGGAUGACCAUCCAGGAACUGUUGACCCAUGGUACAAAGUCCCCCGAAGGGACACAGGUGUACAACUCCCUACUCUCAGUGACCACAGUGUAGGCAUGUCGGUUACGUAACGUGCUGUAUAUAAGACACUACCGAUUGGGGUAGACGAUUCUGCCUCGUUAAAUGCGGCAACAUUUGUAAAUAGAAAAUACGAAUGCUUUGGAAGGAACUUUGUUGUUUGCCAAGAGAAGGAAGGUACAGCUGACGUCUCAAAGAAUGAAUGAUGCCGGAUUUGUAAAAGUGGCUAGAGCGACUCGCCUUUUUGCUCUUUUCAAGCUUUUUUGUAUACA